AUGCCCUCCGUCAAGCUCGAGUGUAAGAGCAUCGCAGAAUUGCCUCUGCCGGAGCAUCUUGCCAACGAUUCUCGCUUAGUGUAUACCACAUUUCCAGUGGUUUGCUUGGCCUUGUGCAAAUUGCCCGAAUGGAACUUCGGUUUCUUGUUGGUGACAGACUUCACUGAUAACGACAAGAACGCGUAUGCUGCCGGCAGACUACCGCAAAGAUUGCCUGAAUCGUUUAGUUUGGGAGAUAUUCAUGCUUUGGAGCAGCAGAAAGUGUUUCCUGUCACGGUGCCAGCAAGCAAAGUCGAUUUAUACUGGUCAGAAUUGUGUAAGUUCUCUCCACAUAUGAAGCAGUACAAUCCACGAGAUGAGAUGAAGUGCAACUUCUCCAAAGAAGGUGUCAUUUGCUCUCUUAAUAUGAGGGUCAAGGAGUAUAGAGGGGAAUUGGAAGGGUGGAUCUCGACUUUGGAGGUAUGCAAUCGAGAGUCUUUAAAUAAGCCUACAUUCAGGAAUUGGAUCAAGAAUUGUGGAUUUGGCAAUUUUAUGGCACGGUAUUUGGCUCAUGUCGAUGAAAGAUUGUACAAUAGGUUAUUGCCAAACUUUCCAAUUGAUGCUUACUUGCAACCCGGUGACUUUCUGAGUGAAAAAGGUGGUUAUACUACUUCUAAGAAGAGACACGAUGACGAGCUUCUUACGCAGGCUCCUAAGACUAGAAAGAUCUCUGCAGCACAAGUGACCUUCCAACAGCAGUUCACACAAAAGCAGCCGGUUGAGAGCCAACGUGUAGCCAUCCAAGAGCCUUGCUCGUCAUCGGAAGAUGAACUCACUCAGCACCUGCAAGUUCUGACUAAUGGUCCAUCUCAGAGACUGCAGUGGCAAGAUUUCACGGUGAAUCUGGUGUCAUUCUCGACAUUAGCAUCCUUUACGGUGCAUAACAUUCCUGAUGCCACAGCAUUUGAGACAACUGUUUUACUCUCAGAGAUUUUGCCUGACAUUAAUAUGCUUUUUGUGAGACCAUUCAAAAGAACAAUCAAAAUUCAGCCUUUUAAACUAGUGCUCAAGGGCAGAGACGAUAAAGUCGUUUUGGCAGAGCUACACAGUGAAAACGAGCUCAAUAACUUCUUUGGCAUUGAAGAGACGGAAGAGAUCAUCAACAAGUUGGAUAAAGUGUCAACUCAGCUAACCCAAUUGAAAGGACUGCAAGUGAGAAUUAGAUUGAUUAAAAGCUUUUUGAAUCUCAGCUAUGGCUAUAGAAAAGCAUACUGGACUUGCCAAACCCCACUUAAUGAGCUCUUGGAGAUUUAG
Molecule: messenger RNA, 1293 nt
Organism: Candidozyma auris
Lineage: Eukaryota; Fungi; Ascomycota; Pichiomycetes; Serinales; Metschnikowiaceae
Exons: 1
Coding region: 1-1293 (430 amino acids)
Source: RefSeq, a predicted model, not a curated record